GCUUCCUCGCCGUCUCCUCCUCCUCCUCCUCCUCGCACGUGCGCGGCCUCGCUCCUUAACACGCGCCAGCCGAGCCGCUCGCCGGAGUGCCUGUCUCUUUUUUCGCUGCUCUUUCCCCCGGAGGAAGGCCUGUUUCCGGUUUCUUUGGUUUCGCCGGCCGGCUCCGGUGCCCGCCGCGGAGAGUUGCCUGCAGCCGUUCCCGUGCGAUCCCGGCCAGAGUAAAAAUCUGCCUCUUCCGCGCGCCGGCGAAUCACCAGCCCGUAGCGGUGGUGUCUGCAUCCCGACCUCGAUCUCGGCGACCUGUACGACGCCGAGAUUCGCAGCUCGCAUGGCUUCCAUGGCGCACGCGGAGGAAAGCGAUGGGCUGGACUCAUCUGGCUUGCCGAUCAACAAAGGGCUGAUGGUGGAUGUCAUCAAACCUCCGGCGACGGAUGAUGCGACCGCAACGCAGCCUAAGGAGGAGGGGGUGGGUGGGCAUCCUGUCAAGGCUAGGAAGCCGUAUACGAUCACGAAGCAGCGGGAGAAGUGGACGGAGGAAGAGCACGAAAAGUUCCUGGAGGCACUGAAGCUGUAUGGCCGGUCCUGGCGUCAGAUACAAGAACACAUUGGCACAAAGACCGCUGUCCAAAUUCGAAGCCAUGCUCAGAAGUUUUUCUCAAAGGUGGUGCGUGAACCUGCAGCUAAAAUAGCGAUUGAGAUUCCUCCCCCUAGGCCAAAGAGGAAACCACUGCACCCAUAUCCUCGCAAGUCUGCGAAUUCCUCCAAUGGGGCAAAUGCAGUGACUGGGCAGCAGAAGCUUGCUCCUGUUUCAUCUUCCUCUGGUUCAGACCAAGAGAAUGGCUCUCCGGUGUCAGUGCUAUCUGCAAUGCAGUCAGAUGCCUUUGGAUCAUCGAUGUCAAAUCCGUCAACCCGGUGUACCUCUCCCGAGUCAUCGGAUGAUGAGAAUAUUGUCCCUCUGAUGAUGAGUGAAGAGGAAAAUGUGCCUCGUCAAUUAACAGGGAAAGAUGAAUCCCAGAAGGACACUAACCAGGACAACAAAGACACUGUUAUGUCUGAGGAGGACUCUUCUGAUGAGGUGCAGGAAACAAGUCUGAAGCUGUUUGGGAAGACUGUGGUCAUCCCGGACCCCAGGAAAAGAUGUUUGUCAGGACACGAAAAGGGUGAGAAAAUCUCACAAUCCUCUAGCAAAGCAACAUCACAAGCCCCGUCAGUUGGAGAGAUUCUUCCAGCAUAUGCUGCGCCAAAUGAGUGGGUUCUUCCAUACAAUUCGUACCCACUCCAUCUCGGCGAACCAGCAACCCCUUUACAUGUAUGGUGGCCCUACUAUGGGUUUCCAGUUGGCCAUCCAAGAGGACCACCGAGCACCGUGACGCACAACGAAGUUGCCGAUGUGUGUGAUGCUGUGAAGAGCCCUCUGGUCGAGUCAAGCUCGGACGACUCGGACGACAACACUCAAACAGCAAGCAAGAAGUGGAAAGCACUUGAGCCGCUUCGGAUGGGCCAGGUCCCUCGGUCAGCUUCGACAUUCGAGCUGAAGCCAAGUAUGAACUCGGCCUUCGUAAGAGUGAAGCCGGUCAGCGGCGGCGAUCAGCCGGUAAGGGGAUUUGUGCCGUACAAAAGGUGUAGAGCCGAAUAACCAAAGCGGGGGAGACUCCCCCGCGUCUUCUAAUUUUAACUACGAACAAUCAUCGGAGCCUGUUCCACAUAUUCUUCUUGCUCCGGUGUAUUCUUCUUAGUCAUUUACUCGCAGAGAUUGGCGGUCUGGUCAGGGUGAUGCCUCGUUGUUUCCUGCUCGCGCUCUUCCUAGAAGAGCGGCUGCGUGCAGUUGCUGUAAGUGUAGGCUGAAAGAAAAGGUUUUGUAGGGAUAUGCCAAGUCUCUGAUAUUGUCUAAUGUUGUUGUAAAAGGAAAAAAUUCUUAUGUUGCUCUUGCUGAAAGCUGUUGAUUCGCAAUGGAAAUCGAUUUGUAGA
Lolium rigidum is the source of this 1968-nucleotide messenger RNA. RefSeq names its product protein REVEILLE 1-like. NCBI's taxonomy places the organism in Eukaryota, Viridiplantae, Streptophyta, Magnoliopsida, Poales, Poaceae. The coding region runs from base 329 to 1636 and encodes 435 amino acids. The record is from RefSeq and is a predicted model, not a curated record. The transcript is spliced from 6 exons. Gene Ontology annotation, molecular function: DNA binding.